GUUAUCACCAAGUUCGGGGCAAACUCCAGCUGCUGGGUCAAACACACUGACAGUAACUGACAUUAACACAAUUUGACACACCAAAACACCUUACGAAACAAUAAGGCUGUGAGAAAAGACAACCAGAGACCGACGAGCAUGGAUACAACAUCUUCAUUUAUCAAAUCUGUGACCAAGCGCGUGUGGUCUCCACCACAGCGUCCCUUCAGAGUGUGUUGUCACAACAGGGAGACCAGGAAGGGCAUCACAGCCGGGACCCUGGAGGAGCUCAAAGAGAGGGUAUGCCAGGCGUUGCUGCUGUCCCUGUCUGCCGUGUCUCUGUCUCUGGCCUGUGAGGAGGACGGUACAGAGGUGGACUCCAACGAGUUCCUCAUGACCCUGCCUGACAACACCAUGCUCAUGGCCCUGAUGCCUGGACAGACAUGGAGACCUCAGCCCGGUGCAGUCGUGUCCAAAUCUCAAGGCCACAACAAGCCUCGGACGGGGAAAGACAUAGCUCGUGUCACCUUUGACCUUUACAGGAUGAGCCCGAAGGAUGUCUUUGGCUCCCUGAAUGUGAAGGCCACAUUUCAAGGCCUGUACUCUGUGAGCGCUAACUUUGAGUGUCUGGGGCCCAAGAAAAUCCUCAGAGAAGCCCUGCGUGUAGCCUCCACCCUCCUGCACGCCGUUGGACACCUGCUCAUCACCUCCGCCUCCAUGAUCCGCCGCAUUAUCGAAGGCACUGAGCUUUGGCAGCCACAGAGGACGGAGUACUCAGCCAACUGGAACUGACGGAGCAAAGAGAGUAACAUCUGAUGUCAUUGUUGACUUAAUGGGGUUUGGUUGGCUGGUCUAAGAUCUUUUGAAUAUAUUCCCAUAAUUGAGCAUCUCAUUAUAUAUCUGAUCUGCUGUUUACCUCUUACAGAGGCAUGACCAUCUGUUAAGGUAGUAUCUGUAAAACAGUGAUAAUUUUGAAGCUCAGUGUUGUAGCUGGAUAACAUGAGAAUGAAUGUCGUAUGUGUUAAUGUAGUUUUUCUAUUCUUUUGUGUAAUAUAUUACUACAUAAUAUUCUAGAAUUGCACUUUAUUUUUGUUAAUUUGUUGUGGAUUAUGUUUUGUUUCUAUCUGCUCUGAGAUUAUAGGUGAUAACAAACCACCGCGGUUGUUAUUUUGAUCUGAAACACCAGUCUUUUAUGUAAAAUAAAAUAUUACAGCAUUGAGAAAAAAAAA
Messenger RNA from Sebastes umbrosus (honeycomb rockfish), 1208 nucleotides. It is a transcript of the gene cideb, whose product is annotated as cell death inducing DFFA like effector b. The transcript is spliced from 5 exons. The record is from RefSeq and is a predicted model, not a curated record. Gene Ontology annotation, biological process: regulation of apoptotic process; apoptotic process. Lineage: Eukaryota; Metazoa; Chordata; Actinopteri; Perciformes; Sebastidae. The coding region runs from base 139 to 771 and encodes 210 amino acids.